UCCUUCGGUUUUCUUAUCGCCUCUUCUUGCAAAACGCGUUUGGCGAGCCGCUGCCUUCCUAUGCGAGCAGCGGCGGGGCUGCUGCCCUGAGAGACGGAGCGAUGGCACUGCAGCCGGGCGCCUUCCUCAAUUCCUCAUUUACGCCCUUGUGAAUGGAGCCGUGCCCUGUGGCCCUCAGCCGGCGGGGUGCGGAGUGAGGAGAGAAGCCAGCAUUCAACCCUUCUUCACCCUGAGCAUCCCCAGUUUGGGAGGGAUGAGCUGCAGACCCCUUUUGCUGCCGCGUAGGUCGGUGUGCGCCCCGUGCUGGGGUUCAGCCCGUGCUUUGGGUUGAGCCCAACAGCUGUGUCAUCUCCCAACCUGAAGUCACGUUAGUAGAAUCAAACAACACCCUGAGAUAGAAGGGAGCCGUUGGGAUCAUUGAGCUGGACUCCAUGGGUGAUCCCUUCCAAGGGAAGCGCUUGGAGUGGCGACCAAAGGAUUAAAUAUGGGCCAGGUGCUGUUUGCCUCCACCCAAAUUGCUGGGAGCAGGGCCAGCCCAACGAAGGCAGCUUGAAUUAUGCGGUGAUGGCGAACCUAUCAACUCCUCCAGCCUGGACCAGAGUCAUCAACAGCUCCUUUGUUGCAGGCAAUGCUGACAACAACACCUACAGGUGUGUGUUUGAUGAGGACUUCAAGUACGUCCUGCUGCCUGUCUCCUAUGGCAUCGUGUGUGUGGUGGGGCUCUUCCUCAACCUGCUGGCCCUUUAUGGCUUCAUCUUUAGGAUCAAGACCUGGAAUGCCUCCACCACAUACAUGUUCAACCUGGCCGUGUCCGACACGCUCUACGUGGUCUCCCUGCCCCUCCUGGUGUAUUACUACGCCAUGGGGGACAACUGGCCCUUCGGAGUGGGUUUGUGCAAGAUAGUCCGCUUCUUGUUUUACACCAACCUCUACUGCAGCAUCCUCUUCCUCCUCUGCAUCAGCAUCCAUCGCUUCCUGGGCAUCUGCUACCCGCUGAAGUCCCUGCAGUGGGGACACGUCCGCUACGCCCGUAGGGUGUCUGUCAUCAUCUGGGUGGUGACCGUGGUUUGCCAGUUGCCCGUUCUCUUCUUUGUCACCACCAGCACCAGACGUGGCACCAUCACCUGCCACGACACAUCCAGCAAAGACCUCUUUGGCCAGUUUGUCAUUUACAGCUCGGUGAUGAUGGUGCUUCUCUUCUGCAUCCCCUUCCUCAUCAUCAUCGUCUGCUACUGCCUCAUGGCCCGCAGGCUGUUGCAGCCCACACGGGGCAUGUCCCGGCUCUCCCGAUCCAAAAAGAAGUCGGUCAAGAUGAUAAUCAUUGUCCUCGUGGUCUUCAGCGUUUGCUUUCUUCCUUUCCACGUCACCCGUUCCUUGUACUACUCCUUCCGGAGCUGGGAUUUGAGCUGUCAGACCCUCAAUGCUAUAAAUUUAGCCUAUAAGGUGACCCGGCCCCUGGCCAGCACCAACAGCUGCUUGGAUCCCGUACUGUAUUUCUUAGCAGGACAAAGAUUUAUGAAGCUCACAGGCAACAAAAUCCCGUGGAAGCCUCAAAAUGAGAUGGCAAUGGGGUCUGUGCCCAACGGUCCCCUGGGAACCAGCAAUGACACGGACACGACGUCCAAGGAAGUGAAAUCCUAGCUCUGCCCCACUCUGUGGCAGUGGAAGGGUUCAUCCCACGUGUGAUGGGAGGUGAGGAUGCUUCAGGGCCAGAGGCCUAUGGUGUUUGCAGUGCUUGGCUCCCAUGAGUAUUGCUGUCUGUGGCAUGCAUUUUCAGGGAGGUGACACCGCGGUGACAGGGACAGGCACCGUCCCUCUGCCUCUUUCCCUGCCUGUCCAUCAACAUGUGGCCCCUCCCCAGCGGUCAGCCUGGCUGACCUUCCAGCGUGGUUGCAAAAUCUGCUAAAAUUCACACCCUGGAUGCCUCAGACUGUUUUCUAAAGAAGAAAACGCUGCGUGCAAAAAAAGCCCCAUAGAGAAAUCGGUCUGCUUUCCUCCGAGUUGCCUGGCACAUAAGGAGCGUGCGUUUAUCAGAAGUCUUUCCAUGCCUUGGCAUGGGAAAAAAGAGUUUUGAUUCACGGGGAGUGUCAGCUGUGGUUGUGAUAAACAGGUUGAUAAAAGGUCGAGUGCAAACACUGCCUGCGGCGGGGACCGGGCGCCCGCUGCUUCGCAUCCCUGGGGAAAUAAUCUUGGAAUCAUGAAGGUUUGGAAGAGCCCUCCAAGAUCCCCGGUUCCAACCCCAGCCCACCCCACCACGGCCCUCAGUGCCCCGUGUGCCCCUUUGCUGAGCACCUCCAGGGAUGGAGACCUGGCACCUCCCUGGUGCAGCUUGAGGCCGUCGCCUCUCAUCCUAUCGCUGUUACCUGGGAGAAGAGAUUGACCCCCACCUCGUCACCACCUCCAUUCAGAGCUAAUGCUCUCCCAGCUCCAGCCCCUUUCUGAAGGAUUCCCAUCAAAAGGGGUGCUGGUGGGGGCACUCCCCAUCCCACUGGGAGGUACUGAUACUAUCAAGCUGGUCCCCGAUUUCUCCAGUGAGGUCAACAUCGCCGAGAACCACUGGUGUUUCCCAACAGCAACAUUCAUGUCUGAAAAGCUUGUAGGAACCAGUAGCUCUCUCUGUGCUGCUGCCUUUAACAGUCGCCUCCAGCUCUGUGAAAGUGAGGGUGAGCUCUUUGUGCCUUGUUUUUCAUCAUCUUACAGGCAUCUCAUGGUGCCAGCAAAGUGGUGAAGAGCAUUGCCCAUUCCAUCGGUUCAGUAUUGAUGCAUCCUAUCACUAUUCCCCAUCGUUGCUCAGAGAUGUGGUGGAUGCUCCAUCCCUGGAGACUUUCAAGGCGAGGCUGGAUCAGGCCCUGGGCAACCUGAUCUACCUGUCCAUGUCUCUGUUCAUUGCAGUGAAGUUGGACUGGAUGGCCUUUAGAGGUCCUUCCCAACUCUAAGGGUUCUAUGAUUCUAUGAUUGUCCCACUUGGAGACACUUGACAUAUCCCAUAGUGACAGGAAAAUACAGGGAAAUAUGGCAGUGCUGACUCUGCUUUUGGGAGCCAUGCCUACAAACACGGUGCUGAGCUUAACCCCAGCCCUGUGUGGAUGUGGGCUUGCGUCCCCUCCAGUUCAAAGUCAGCUGGAGGAAAGAGCCACCAAACCCCCCACCAGAAGGUCUGCGUGGCCCUUCUCUCUCCCAUUGCUGGGUUAAGAACUGCAGAGCCCAGUUUCCUGGCCCAGCCCUGCCACGAGGAUGCUGAUUCCUCACCCCCAAAAAUGAAAAUUGCUCCUUCUGCAGAACUGGUUGAGUCCUAUUUCAUAAAAACGGCCCGGGCUCUAUUUUAGGGUUAGACAAACACUUUUGGUCCCAGUUUAGACUGAUUCCUCAGACCUCUUAGUUUCUCCCAUCCCUCCUGCCUAUGAAGUGGCUUGGUGGGGGUAAGGACACGGAGAUAAAGAAAUAACUCGGACAUUCCUGUGGUCUCAGCUGGGUGGAAUUGUGGUCCCAUGGAGGGCUCUCGUCCUGACCCACAAUAUCACAGCCACAGAAGACAAAGGAGAGGACUGUCUCCACGCUGAGCACCAUCAGCAAAGAAAAACAGCAUUUGUAGGGUGAGUCAUCUCAUCCAGGAGAGGAUUGCUAGGGGGGUUGGGUUAAGAUGGGCAUUGCACCUUUUUCUCCCCCUGGAGCUUCAUGGGAAAGGUUACAGUCACUGAGGGGAGACAAAUAAUAAUCACAGAAUCAUAGAAAGGGUUGAAAAGGACCACAAGGAUCAUCUUGUUCCAACCCCCUGCUGUGUGCAGGGUCACCAACCACCAGACCAGGCUGCCCAGAGCCACAUCCAUGAAUCCAAGUGAAGUGCUGGGCUGCUAUGAACCUUUCUCUGGGCCAGAUCUCAGCUGCUCACCCACCAUUGCCCCGGAGCAGUGUGAGCACUGAGCCACGUGCUCUGAGUAACUCAAUAAACCACGCUGCCAGCUCUCUCCUUUGCCCCGUUGGCACUCCCCCCUCUCACCACCACCACUGCUAUUGGGGUCCCAGAGGUUCUCCUCGACGCGGCUCAGGUGGAGAGCUGAUGGAGAGGGCCCAACUGGAACUGUACAUACAGGUUUUGUGUUCGUUUGUCAAAGCACUAACUUAUGCACACACACAAAGAAGUGGGUUUCGUGAUAAUAGCUGUACAUUUUUAUUUUUGUAACAUGCAGGCGUUUCUUAGAGUGAAUAAAUGUGUUUCUACUGUGAGCGCUCUUCUGCCAUCUCCUCCAACGCGAGAAGGGGAGGGUACUGGGGUGGAGGCUGAAUGUUGUAGUUAUGUUCUGUAGAUACGUUUUGUAGACAUGUUUUGAGCUCCAGAUGCACUCAGAUCCAGGAGGGUGAGAUCCAAGCCGUGUGCUGUGCAAUGGAUACCUCCAGCAGUGAAGCUGUCCAGUCCAUGGAGGAGCACACGACUUUGGGUUGUGUCACAUCCAUCCCCGCAGCCCUGGCAGGCAGCUUCUCCAAGGCUGUUGAAGAACCAGAAGUUCUCAGGUUCGUUUCUCCUAAACCACGUUCUUUCCCCUUGGCCCAGCUGCCCGUGGGGCCGCCAACAGCUCGUGGUGGAGUGAAGCCUCUUCUUCUCAGAAACUUCCCCUUUUCCUCCGCAGAAACCGAGGGAGGGGGUUCCCAGUGCCUAACCGCAGCCCUUGUGAGAAAAGUGCCUUUUGUUUCUCCACUGCAGUUCAUCCUCUGCUCUCUACCCAGCCCGGCGUUCGCUGUGUAUCCGUGCUCAGGAUGCAUCCAUCCCAUGGAUGAAUUUAUUGCAGGCCGCAAUCAGAUCGUAUUGAAAUCUGCCUGGCAUUAACCUGAGCAGCUCAAAUCCCUUCGCUCUCAUCUUCAUUCCAAUUUCUUCAGCCCUGAGAUUAAUUCUGCUCCUUUUCACGGUACCUGGUCUUCAGGCAACAUCACAGUGACAUUUGCAGCAAUGGGAUGCCAUGGAAAAACGCUCAGCUUUCGGUUUUCUUUCCUUUACAAAACUUCCCAGCCCUUGCAGUUGCUGAAGCAGCAAAACUCAAAAGCGUACACCCAGAGGAAGAGCUGCAAGAAGUGCAUCAAUUACCCGGUGCAGAAUCUAUGCUCUAACAUCCUGCUUGAUUUCCAGCCCAGGUUUGAGAUUCUCACCCCAAGGCAAAAGCCACGAGGAUGGAGCACGUGCCCAGCUUUCACUUGUGGGCUCUCCUGCAUCACACCCAAGCCUUUCGUGCCCUGACUCCUCUGCAGCCAAUGCCAGCACUGACUCGUGUGAGUCACUCAAAACCCAGGAACGAAAGUUAAGCAAGAACAACGCACGCAGAUGGGGAGCACGGAGGUUGUGGAGUUAUUUCAGAGCAACAAAGAGAAACCAGAAAACCCACUUUUUCUAAGUGCCUCUUGGCGCUGGGAGCAGGAAGAGAAAGCUGAGAGUGCUGCUGGUCUCCAGCCAAGCCAACCCAUCUGCCCCACGGCGGGGGUGGAGGCACGAGCUCCUCGUCUUUCUGCACACCAUCCCAGCAUCCGGGCUCUUCCUUCCCUCCGUGUCCCUUCCAGUUGGCAGAGUCAGCCAUUAUCAUUACUGUCAGCCACUCGCUGCGUCCGUCCGUUUCUCGAGGAACGAGCCCUGGCUUCAUUUGCCCUCUGGUUUUCCUCUUUGAGGGUGAAUUUUUCUAAGGAUCACAGCUGUCUGUCUCCCCUCACCCCGAGUCAUUUCUGGUCCCAUUAGCCGUGUUGUUGAACUCCAGCCCCGAGCUGGAAGGGACGCAUCAUGGAAUUAUAGAAUUGCUCAGCUUGGAAAAGACCUUCAGGAUCAUCAAGUCACAGCCAUGAUCGCUGAGCCCAACCCCCAGCCCCACACAGCAUCCCUGAGCCCCUGCCCUAUGGCUCAGAGCAGUGUCCCAGCACUCCCUGAGCAACGAUCAACGAUGCCAUAACCAGUGAUGAGUGGGGAAAGGUGGUAGGUGGUGUCCCAAAGUUCAGCUGAAAUAUCUUUUUUUUCCCCUUUUCUGGGAGUCUUUGGCUUCUCCAGAUGGGGUGGAUGGGGCAGCCCCAAAGGAGGGUCCCUCAGAAUUUGCUCUUCCUUCAAAAUGGAGUGAGAGGGUUUUCGUGCUGAAGUAUCCCGCAGCUUUCAGAGCUGAAGGAAACAGUUUAAAGAAUGGAGAUGGAUGUAAGUAAAUAAAUAACAAAAUUAAUAGAAAAGAAAAUGGAAGAAAAAGAGAGGAUGUGAAAAGAAGGAAGUUUGGGGCUCAAACACGGCUCCACAGCUCCACAGCUCGAAGCCUCUACUAUGUGGUAACCUGAAGGAAAGGAAAAUAAUGUCAUUAGGUUCCACACUCCCAUCUGAACAACUGUUUAAAAAGGAAAUUAAAUGGAAAAAAUUC
This is a messenger RNA of Tympanuchus pallidicinctus (lesser prairie-chicken), 6371 nucleotides long. RefSeq names its product purinergic receptor P2Y2 (gene P2RY2). Gene Ontology annotation, biological process: blood vessel diameter maintenance; phospholipase C-activating G protein-coupled receptor signaling pathway; positive regulation of mucus secretion. Gene Ontology annotation, cellular component: plasma membrane. NCBI's taxonomy places the organism in Eukaryota, Metazoa, Chordata, Aves, Galliformes, Phasianidae. The transcript has 2 exons. The record is from RefSeq and is a predicted model, not a curated record. Gene Ontology annotation, molecular function: A1 adenosine receptor binding; G protein-coupled UTP receptor activity; G protein-coupled purinergic nucleotide receptor activity. The coding region runs from base 565 to 1641 and encodes 358 amino acids.